CGUCGACGACCCUUUCGACCUCUUCAUCUCCUCCACCAACAUCCGGUACUGCUUCUACAAGGAUACGGAGCAGGUCCUGGGCAAGACCUUCGGCAUGUGCAUCCUGUCGGACUUCGAGGCGCUUACUCCGAACCUGUUGUGCCGGACCAUUGAGACGGUCGAAGGUGGUGGCAUGAUCGUUCUGCUUCUGAAGACGAUGUCGUCCCUGAAGCAGUUGUACGAACUGGCCAUGGAUGCUCACCAUUCGUUCCGCACGGAGACCCACGUUGACUCCGAGCCCAGAUUCAACGAGCGCUUGGUGCUGUCGCUGCGGGAGUGCAAGUCAUGCCUCGUGGUCGACGACGAGCUCAACAUACUGCCCCUCUCAGCGCACGCCAAGGACCUGAAGCCGCUGGCCGAGGAGCAGGACGGGGGCGUCGAGGACGCGCCGAAGACGGCGCGGCAGCAGGAGCUCGAGGAGCUGCAGGCCACGACGGCCGACACGCAGCCCAUAGGCCCGAUCCUCUCGGUGGCGAAGACGGCGGACCAGGCCAAGGUCCUCAUGGGCUUCAUCGACGCCAUAUCCGAGAAGGCCCUGAACCGCACGGUCGCCCUCACCGCCGCGCGCGGGCGCGGCAAGUCGGCGGCCCUCGGCCUCGCAAUAGCGUCUGCGGUCGCCUACGGUUACUCCAACAUCUUCGUCACCGCGCCCUCUCCAGAGAAUUUGGGUACCGUGUUCGAGUUCAUCUUGAAGGGGUUCGACGCGCUUGGCAUGACCGAGCACCAGCAGUACGAGCUGGUCCAGGCCGACAGCCCCGAGCUCAACAAGGCCUUGGUACGCAUCAACGUAUUUCGAGACCACAGGCAGACUAUCCAGUACGUCAACCCCAACGACUGGCAGCACUUGGCGCAGGCCGAGCUGGUGGUCGUCGACGAGGCGGCGGCCAUACCGCUGCCGGUUGUGAAAAAGCUGCUGGGUCCCUACCUGGUGCUGCUCUCGUCGACCGUCAAUGGAUACGAGGGCACCGGCCGCGCGCUGUCGCUCAAGCUCAUAGAGGACCUCCGGCAGGGCAAGUCAGUUGGCCGCGCGGGGACGGAGCGCACCCUGAAGGAGCUCGCGCUCGAGGAGCCCAUCCGUUACGCCAUGGGCGACCAGAUCGAGGCCUGGCUCAGCAGGCUGCUCUGCUUGGACGCGGCACAGGUGCCGACCCUGUCGCUCUCGUCCCUGCCGGUGCCUUCCCAGUGCGGGCUGUUCCUCGUGAAUCGCGACGCCUUGUUCUCACACCACGAGGCAUCGGAGCGAUUUCUCUUCAAGAUGAUGUCGCUGUUCGUCUCGAGCCACUACAAAAACUCUCCCAACGAUAUGCUCCUCAUGGCAGACGCUCCCGCCCACCACCUGCUCGUGAUGCUGCCGCCGAUCGACGCCUCGUCGGGGCAGGCCGAGCUGCCGGAGGUAAUGGUCGCGAUCCAGGUCUGCAUGGAGGGCGCGCUGUCCAAGGAGUCCGUGCGCGCCUCCCUGAAGCGGGGCCUGCGGCCGUCGGGCGACCUGAUCCCGUGGACGCUCACGCAGCACUUCCUGCACGACGGCUUCGGGCAGCUGUCUGGCGCCCGCAUCGUCCGCAUCGCGACGCACCCCGCGCUGCAGCGGAAGGGCUACGCCUCGGAGGCGCUGAGGCAGCUGCUCGCCUGGUUCGAGCAGCGGUCUCGGGCCGGAGCCUCGUUCGGCGACGGCGCGGGGGCGAAGCGCAGCAAGAAGGCGAAGGCGGAGGAGGCGGAGGCGGCCGUGCUGCUGGAGGAGCAGAUCGAGCCGCGGAAGGUGCCGCCGUUGCUGGAGGCGGUAGCGGAGAUUCCUCCGCCUUACAAGCUCGACUACGUCGGGACGUCCUUCGGCCUCACCCACGAGUUGCACGAGUUUUGGCGCAAGGCGAGCUUCCGACCCGCAUACAUCCGCCAGCAGCCGCACGCCGCCACGGGCGAGCACUCGUCCAUCUUGCUGCGGUGCCUGAACCCGCUAGAGGGCCAGUCGCUGGCGGCGCCCGUCGUUGAGAGCUUCGUGUCGGACUUCCGCCUGCGAUUCCUACGGCUACUGCAGGGCCCUUUCCGGGAGCACCCCACGCGUCUGGCACUCUCCGUUGUCGACCCGCUCACGGACUCCCCCGCGAGUCAGGCUGCGCCCUCCGACCAGGCUGCGGCGGCGGACUCCAUCGAGUGCCAGGCGCCGCUGACGGCGUCGUCUCUUCUGCAGUUCUUGUCGCACGACGACCUCCACCGUCUCGAGCAGUACGGUAAAAACCUCGUAGAGUACGCCCUCGUGCUCGACAUUGUUCCCACCUUGGCGAAGCUGUUCCUCGGCAGGCGGAUCCCCGAGGUUCGCCUGUCGAUGCUGCAGUGCGCCAUCCUCGUCGCUGUUGGCUGCCAGCACAAAACGUUCGAUCGGCUGUCGCAGGAGCUCAAAGUGCCAGCCUCGCAGCUUCUGGCCCUCUUCAACAAGGCCAUGCACAAGCUGGCGAACCACUGCAGAUCGCUCCUCGAGAAACAGGUCGAGGAGGAGGAGGGCGGCGAGGCGAAGAGGAGGCUGAAGUCCGGCGAGGUCAUGGCUGGUGGCGAGUUCGUCAGGGAGUCGCUGAAGGCCGACCAGAACGCCGCCGCCGGGAAAGUGAAGAAGAAGCUGGACGGCGCCAAGCAGGAGCUCCUGGCCUCGCUCAGCGACGAGUUCGCUGUCGCCCCUGGCGAGCAGGAGCUGCGGGAAGCGCUGGGCGGGCAGACGGUGCCCAAAGGCUCAGUGUCUGUCAAGAGGAAGGCGGCCGCGGACGGCGACGAAGGGGCCGACGCCGCCGGAGGGGGGCGCAGGAAGCAGAGAAGAUGA
This is a messenger RNA of Prorocentrum cordatum, 2845 nucleotides long. Lineage: Eukaryota; Dinophyceae; Prorocentrales; Prorocentraceae. The record is from the annotation of a GenBank genome assembly.